Messenger RNA from Ooceraea biroi (clonal raider ant), 1443 nucleotides. RefSeq lists its product as uncharacterized. Lineage: Eukaryota; Metazoa; Arthropoda; Insecta; Hymenoptera; Formicidae. Gene Ontology annotation, biological process: spliceosomal snRNP assembly. The record is from RefSeq and is a predicted model, not a curated record. Gene Ontology annotation, cellular component: SMN complex.
UGGUAAUAGACAAAGACGUUUGACGUUUCCAUCACAUCCACGAGCAUUGUGUGAGCAUAAAUAACAGUGCUUUUUCAUGUGCUGGCUAAUUUUUGAUUUGUGUAAAACGUAACUCGUGUUGGACGUGGUACGAAGCCUGUCGCGACGAUGCCACAGAAACAGCGGAAAACGUUGAGGAAGAGAGAAUACGUGAAGUACGUGAAAUUUUUGAGAAAACAAUUGCGUCGUCGUGUUGAGGACGUUGAGGUUAGGUCUGCGAAACAGUGGGAAGGUUACCUGGAGCACACUAGCACCUUCGACACGCAAGAAGCAGUGGUGAUGGACACGAUGCAGGCGGACGCUUUUUGGAAAAAUUAUGCAACGGCUCAGGAAUGGCAAAACAGGCACAACAUAACCUGGUGGAGAUCGCGUUGCAUAGCUCUUGAGCAAGAGAAUGAAAUACUGCGAAAUAAGAUAAGGUCGCUGGCUCGUCGUAAUCGCUCCUCUGUUAGCACUAAGAAAACUCAAGGACAGUAUUCUCAUGAGAUGGAAAAUGAUGAAGAUGAAGAGACGCAGGAAGAAGCAGCUGCCAAUUCCAGCGAAAAUCUCGAGCUGAACGUGACUGAAGAUUGGCUGGCCUUUUUGGAGAAAAGCGAGAGGCACAGGAGAGAAAUGCAAGAAAGACGUAAAUCUGAAGAAAACGUGACUCCAAAGAAGAAAAAGGGAGUGAAAAAGGAACCGGUUACUGUUAGCACUCCUGAGACUGUCCAAGCUAAGAGAAAAGAAGCAGGGUUGUUGUACGGCGAUGCUGCUCCCAAAAUAUUAGCGAUGGAAGCUGCCCUGCAGGUUGCAGCAAACAGAUAUAAAGAUUUAACAAGUCCCCAAUACUGGCCCAAUAUUCCUCUUAAACCGUAGAACUUUUAGCUUUAAAUUGUUGGACGUUUAAAGCCAGCUUGAUUAUCUAAUCUAUAUAUAUAUAUAAGUAUAAUAUACUUAGCAUAUUGUCUGUAAAAUAUAUUACUAUUUUAUAUUUUUCGAAUAUAUUUUUCAUAAGAUGAGGAUUAAUAACGUUACCAUUUUUUUUCUUAUACUUUUUGCGUCUCGUUGCAUCCUAUUAUUGACUGAACAUUCCUUGGCCGCCGAACGGAAUGAUCGAGAGAUGGCAGGUUAGGUUAAAUCUUGGAAUAUUUAUGUCGCGUACUGGAGAACGGUCGGUAAUAAAUGUGAUGGCUCAUAUUCAAAACGACGACAAAAGCGCCUUCAAUGUGGCCUCUCAGCCACAUCAGGUGAGUUUUAAACCGCUUUUAGAGACGCUAUUAUCGUUGUACGCGUGCUCUGAAUAUGAAUGUAUGUAUAUGUAAUUACGUAAUUAUUAAGUUUGAUUGUGAUCUUUGAAUAUCAUUCGUAAAUCGGGAAAGAAUUCUGUGUAUCCGAAAUAAACUAUUGCAAUCAAUUUAUAACAUC